Molecule: messenger RNA, 5542 nt
Organism: Marchantia polymorpha subsp. ruderalis
Lineage: Eukaryota; Viridiplantae; Streptophyta; Marchantiopsida; Marchantiales; Marchantiaceae
Source: the annotation of a GenBank genome assembly
UCUAAAACAAAGGGUUCGCUUGCACAUUUGUCGGGUUAUCGAUCGAGUCACGCGUCUGUGGAGACGGAGGAGGAUUGGACCAAGCCUGGCCAGGACGGGACCACGUCCAAGGCCCUCGGGCCCGGCCCGACCCGACCCGACCGCGGGCGCCAUGGAUGGGACGUCGAUGGGAACACGAGGACGUCACACCGAUGCUGCAUGCGCGGAACCCGAAAUCGUCCGAGGUCCGAGGUCCGAGGCUGCGCUGCGCUGGAGCCUGGCCCUGUGCUCUGCUAGAAGCGCCAGCGGCUCUCCGGAGGGGCGCCGCAGCCAGGCGCCUCUCGCAGAUGCUGAAGGGAAUGAUGGAGCGCGGAUGAGGAGAUGAGAUCAGCCCGGCGGUGGGGAGAUAGAGUCCGAGAGAUCCGUCCGGUGCUGCCCGGGGCCUCGCAGGGCUCCGCAUUUUCGGCAUGCCGGGUCCAGGUGGCAAAAGGUCGUUCACGUCCUGAGAGGAUUAAAUGAGGCCGGAGGUCCUACAUUUGCUCCGCCUGUCCCAAUCCGCCCGCGUUAGGCACAAAGUCUUGCGGCCCGUUGACUUUGCCAGUCAAGUAUGCCCUGGGGCGCCGGGGCGCUCGAUUCACCUCCGCUCGUGCUGCGCGCGCCCACGCCAGCGACAAGUCUCGGGCCCUGGGCGCGGGGCCUCGUUCUUGCCUCGACCCUUGCUCGCAGAGCGCUCUGGUUCCGCCUUGCGCUGGCUCUGAGCCCGUUCGCGUGAUGUUGCUCCCAUUUCCUCUCGAUCGCUGAUGGGAUCGUCGUCUCGGUGCGGCAGGUGGUCUUGUUAUUUUCGGUGCAGUUGUCGGAGAGAGCUGCGGCAGUAUUUGAAAAGUCGGUCGCGCGCCUGUGGCGAGACGGAUUCUCUGGGCCAUCGACUCGAUGGACGAUCUUCAGGGUGCGGCCGGUGGUGGAGCUGCGGCGACGUCAAGCAGUGCGUCGGCCGCGGGACUCGAGUCUGGGCGCCGACCGGCGACGCCGAAUCGCACCGGGAUGAGGAUUUCUCCGACCUCGAUCGAUCCUUCGAGGCGCCGAAGAAGCGCGCAUCUUACAGCGUCUUCGGCGCCCGAUUGGCCAUCAUGGUGAUGCUGACGAUACUAAUUGGGUUGCUCACGAUAUUGACAUGGCAUUUCACCACGGUGUACACAACGAGAUCCAUAAAGAGUCUCGCUUUUAGUCUACGGACGGAGCUUCUACAGCGACCAAUUGCUCGAAUGUGGAAUCUUUUGAACGCUACUCUAGACACCACAGUUACGCAUGUUAAUCUGUCUAAAUAUGUUGUAGGCCAAUACAAGCUGCCAAUCAGCCCUGGAGAUCAAGAUCAGCAGUUAUACAAUGUUAUGCGGAAUGUUACGUGGGCUAUAUUUACAAGUCGGAAUGCAGUGAAUGCAUUGACGAUAGUGUACAGCAACGGCCUGACUCAAGGAUUUGAAAGGGAUGCUGCCACCAAGGAAGAAUUUUACUCCUACUCUGUUUUCCGGAACGACACCGAGUCUGCAGAGUCUCCGAUAGCUGCCUUUUUCCCAUCACCGUCUCCAUCACCAUCAGGUGCAGAGGAUUUUCUGCCAAAGAGCACGGCCGACACAUUCACAUGGUUUAGGGAACCCGUGAACAAGCGUACUGGCCACAAAAUGGGACCAGCCGUAGAGAUUAAGCCAUACAAUCUGACACAGGAUUUCGGUGGCGUGGCACUUCUAAAGGAAGGUGAUACCUCAUGGCACAUCACUGUCCACAGGUCUGACGAUACUCCAUUUCUAGCUUCUGGCUCUCCAGUGAGGCACCCCGAAACAGGUGAAGUUCUGGCUGUCGCUGGCGUAACGCAAGCUCUGAGAGGGGUCAGCCAGCUCAUGCAGGAGCUUGUAACUCUGCACAGUGGAACCAUCUACCUGACAAAUGCUGAUGGAUGGCUACUUGCGUCAUCGACCUCCACUCCGCUGCUAAAAAAUUCAUCGAACGGGCCGUCGCUCAUCCGCGCACAUGAGUCAACGGAUAGCAUAAUAAGUGCAGGGUCAAUGUGGCUCAGAAGAGAAUAUGGAACCGAUUUGGAGAAUUUGCAGAAUGUGCACGCAGAGGAUGUGGUGCUGCUGGGAAAAAAAUACUACGUGGAUACUUUCGUACUGAAUUUGAGCAAGCUGCCUUUGGUGGGCGUUAUCGUGACUCCGCGAUCCUUCGUGAUGGGGGCUGUGGACCGUCGAGGCCAUGCGACCCUUGCCAUCCUGAUUUCGAUUUCUGUUUGCAUUCUUGUGGUGGGGUGCUUGUUCACUCUGAUAUUUACAACAGGCGUAUCCAAUGAGAUGAAAUUGCGAUCUGAGCUGAUUGAUCACCUUGAUGCUCGAAGACGGGCUGAGGCCUCGAGCAAUUACAAGAGUCAAUUUCUUGCAAACAUGAGUCAUGAACUCCGGACACCUAUGGCGGCUGUCAUAGGACUGCUCGAUAUAUUGCUCUGCGAUGAAUAUAUGACUUCAGAACAGGUAGCGAUGGUAUCCCAGAUACGAGACUGCUCGACAGCAUUGCUUCGCCUUUUGAAUAACAUCCUUGAUCUCAGUAAGGUGGAGUCUGGGAAACUUGUCCUAGAAGAAGCAGAUUUUGAUCUUCGGCGUGAGCUAGAAGGAUUGGUUGACAUGUUUUCUGUGCAGUGUGACGAUCAUAGUGUGGAAAUAGUCCUUGAACUUGCUGACGAUAUUCCCCGUCUUUUACGAGGAGAUUCUGCUCGCACGGUACAGAUAUUUGCAAACCUGAUUGCAAACUCCAUCAAGUUUACUUCGUCCGGGCAUGUUCUCGUACGAGGGUGGGUUGAUCCUGCUUUUCGUGGGAAGAGCGGAGCGUUGAGCGUCGGGAAGGAUAUAAAUUCACCGUGGUUUACAAAAGUAGGAAGUGGUCGUUUUGAAGAGGAUAUCCAGCCAUCAGAUAAAAUCUGCUUGUGGUUCGAAGUCGAUGACACAGGCUGUGGUAUUGAUCCAAGCAAGUGGGAGACGGUAUUCGACAGUUUCGUGCAAGCCGAUCCAUCUACAACACGAACAUACGGUGGAACAGGUCUUGGGCUGUGUAUAGUGAAGUCUCUCGUGAACAAGAUGGGAGGAGACAUAAAGGUGAUGAAGAAGGAAAGCCGUGGUACUCUUCUGAAGCUAUCGCUAUUUUUCAAAGACUCUCCAGAGAGCACAAUACCAAAAACUUUUCGAGAUUAUUGCGCUUCCACAUUUUUUUCCGAGACCCUGCAACAUUCAAAACUUGUCUUCUCAGUCGAAGGUCGUACUGGAGGAACUCUGAUGAGUAAAUGGAUGCGGGAUAAGGGUUUACAUGUAGUUGAAGCCUCAUCGUGGGAGGAAACUGUCGCAGAAUUAGAGGACAUGGUUCAGGAAAAUAGGUCAUCACCCAAGUUCCAACCACUAGCAAUACUGGAUAUCAGCCUCGUUACACAAGAUCGUGAUUUGGACGUGCUAGAGAGAUAUACGAAGAAGGGUGUCCUAAUUGCAUGGCUUCUAAAUCAUGACACUUCAAGUGUCACGAAGGGUGACCUGAGGAAGAGAGGGUUUUCAAUCAUGGCUAACAAGCCUGUGUAUAAAUCAAAGUUAGUCCAUCUCUUGAAGAUGUUGGUAGGGUGCAGCACAAGUGGUGAGGUGUUGGCGCAGCCGAAGGCACAAGGGGUCACUCCAUCUGUUAAUGAAGCAAACUUCAACAAUGGGGGGAAGCCAGGCUCUUGGAGAGUUGCGUUAAACAUAUCUCAGGUUUUAACAGAGACUCAGAAUGAAGUGACACGAGCCCGAUCGCUGCCUUUGAGAGCAAAUUCGACCGGGAGGUUGGAGCAAAUUUUAGAGCAUUCAAGUCACGACGAAGAGUUGCUGCUCAUAGACGGUCAUCGAAGGCGCCAUUCCGAAGACUUUCCUAUCUACAAACCCUCAAAUUACAUAAGGGCUGCCCCACGAGGUCUCGAUAGGUUUAAGGCCUCGGGAACGGAAACUGCAGGAAGUGGGCCCAAUCCCCCGACAGUUCCUGGAACAAACCAUGUCUCCGCCCCGUCCUCAUCCCUUACAGAGGAGGCAAUCGCUGGUAGCUUCUGUAGACAGUCUUCUACAAAACUAGCUGAAACAGCCACCCUUCUAUCCUCCGCGAAAUCACAUCCGUUGGAAUCCUUAGCUACCGAAGUGUCUCCUAAGGACGAGAACCACCGGCCGAAUGGAGAAGCGGAUCCUAAGAGAUUAACUGAAAGUCUAGACGUGGCAGAUAAAGUUCAGUUGUCAAGCACGCCUAUCCCGGGGCGACAUCCAGAAAAUUGUGCUCAGAAUGGUAAACAUAGUGUUUCUGAGCAACUAACUAGUAGUCUUUUAACAGUAGAUGCAGAACAGAAUAUCCCCAAUGGAGUAGUUCAUAAAGACGGAAGUAGUAGACUGGAGCAGCCGUCUGGAGAGGCUCUUGAUGUCCCCGUCGAUAAGCCUGUAAGACUCACAAGAGUACGGCGAAAAGAUGAGAAUUCGCCCUCCACUAGGAUCGGACCGCAAGACGCUCUCAAAGGGAUCAGGAUACUCCUGGCCGAGGAUACUCCAGUCCUCCAGAGGGUGGCAACAAUGAUGUUAGAGAAGCUGGGUGCGACGGUGUCAGCGGUGGGUGAUGGGUUACAAGCUGUCAAUGCACUCACGCAAUGUCCUGAAUCGAACGUCCGUUUAGAGAGAGAUAAAAUUCGUAAGCUGAAGUAUUUGGAAGAAUCAUCAGUUCCUUAUGAUUUGGUGCUGAUGGAUUGUCAGAUGCCGAAAUUGGACGGGUAUGAUGCAACGAGGGCCAUUCGGCAGGCCGAAAAAGGUACCAGUUUUCACAUACCAAUCGUAGCUUUGACCGCUCACGCAAUGUCAUCUGAUGAAGCCAAAUGUCUUGAAGUUGGUAUGGAUGCCUACCUCACUAAGCCUAUUGAUCCUAAGCUUAUGAUGUCCACUAUAACUAAUUUGACGAGGAGGCAAAAGCCUUCUCAACAAGGUGCCAAUGAUGGUUUGUAGACUACGUUUCUUAAUUUCCGGUAUCGGAUGAUCACCCCUCGGGGAUAGGGAUGCACUAAAAGAGUCUUCUGAACUUAAAGGCUUGGGACUCAGCAUUCAAGAGUUUUAGCUAACCCAUCACAGGGUAUGUAAUUUAUUCUCACUUGAAAGAGCUAUAGUAUGCACAAGUUUCAAUCACGUCUCAUGAUUGUCGUGCUUCAGCCACUUUUCGUAGAUAAUCGACUCAAUUUCUUUUGCGAGAAAGACUGACAUUGACUUCGAAUGUGAAAAGUAACACAAGAAAUCUCGGAUUUGAUAUGCCUUCUCACUGCCAGUUUCAGGAGAGUGUUCCAUGUUUUUGUCUUGUAGACAGAAGAGAUGGGACCACGGCGGUAGCUUGGUGGUUCCCGGCUAGCUUUCUUUUCGUGACAUACAUGUUUAGAACCCAAGCACAUUUGUCUCGCUGUGGAUUAUUCUUACAUGCAGAAAGGAAUGGUGUGGGUCCCAGCAUGCGACUAUCCCUGUCUAUCUGACAUUGAGAACCUGGAAAC